ACAAUUCAUCAUCAUGUCCGAUUUCCCGCGUCAAUCCGUUCCGAAUCUCUACCCAGACGCAGCAGGCCACGAAUCUUCAGCCGGGAAUGAGACAGGCCCAAGUCCUUGUCCAUGUCGAUAGCCCCCCAGACAAUGCCCCUCCCCCUCCCCAGAAUCUCCUCACCUACGGAUACGGAUACACGCUCAUACGCUUCACCCGCGUCUUCCCAACCAAGUCGAAUUCCAGCUCGCCCAGCCAGGCAGAGGACUCAACUAUCAAAUCUCGAGACCUUUCCCGCCGCCCCCCUGAAUUGCCGCUCGAUCCCAACGGCUGUCACCGGAUUCUCCCUUGCUUCCAGCCAAUGUAGCCCAACCUUCAAGUUUCACAGCGUGGGCAAAUCUGUUAAAAUCACUCACCUUCACUGCUAUACGAUUUUCCAUACCUUUCAUCCCAAGCUCUAUUCUUUAUCCGUAGACCAGGUCUGGAUGCCUCGUCGUCGGCCUGUUUAGGCCGUUCAAUUUAUCCUUCUCACUAUACCGAAACCCCCUCUUCAAAAGUCCCCCCCGCCUCCGGUCUUUCAUACGAACCCCAUACGAUCUCUCGAUAUGGUGUAGUUCGUCGAUGGCGUGGCCCCCUCUUCCCCUCCAUCUCCACGAAUCCAGUCUGUCGGCUUGUGCCCCUCGU
Molecule: messenger RNA, 664 nt
Organism: Colletotrichum godetiae
Lineage: Eukaryota; Fungi; Ascomycota; Sordariomycetes; Glomerellales; Glomerellaceae
Exons: 1
Coding region: 112-489 (125 amino acids)
Source: RefSeq, a predicted model, not a curated record